Peromyscus maniculatus bairdii (prairie deer mouse) is the source of this 2667-nucleotide messenger RNA. It is a transcript of the gene Dhrs9, whose product is annotated as dehydrogenase/reductase 9. Gene Ontology annotation, cellular component: intracellular membrane-bounded organelle. Gene Ontology annotation, molecular function: oxidoreductase activity. Gene Ontology annotation, biological process: steroid metabolic process. The record is from RefSeq and is a predicted model, not a curated record. NCBI's taxonomy places the organism in Eukaryota, Metazoa, Chordata, Mammalia, Rodentia, Cricetidae.
CCUGGACACCUUGAGAGGAUCAGCUUGCUUCGGACGGGCGGCACUUCCUUCUCCUGGGCACAGCAGGAAGGUGGUAAUCAGCUGAGCAAGUCGCCAGCAGCUUCUGCAACCCCAGCCAUCUUCAGAGAGGACACCAUCUUCUAUUGCACAUGAGAGAAGCAUCCCUGUCACAUACAGGAAAAGAAAAUGGUGUUGCUGUUGUUUUGGGUGUUGGCCCUCCUCUUUCUCUGCGCUUUCCUGUGGAGUUACAAAGGACAGCUGAAGAUAGCCGACAUCACUGACAAGUACAUUUUCAUCACUGGCUGUGACACAGGCUUUGGAAACUUGGCAGCCAGAACUUUCGAUAAGAAGGGGUUCCAGGUCAUCGCUGCCUGCCUGACGGAAUCAGGAGCAGCUUCUUUGAAGGCCAAAACCUCAGAGAGACUUCAUACAGUGCUUCUGGACGUCACCGACCCAGAGAAUGUCAAGAAGACUGCCCAGUGGGUGAAGAGCCAUGUAGGGGAAAAAGGUCUCUGGGGGCUGAUCAACAAUGCUGGUGUCCUCGGCGUGCUGGCGCCCACCGACUGGCUGACCGUGAAUGACUACAGAGAACCCAUCGAAGUGAAUCUGUUCGGACUCAUCGACGUGACACUGAAUAUGCUGCCCCUGGUCAAAAAAGCUCGAGGGCGCGUUAUCAAUGUCUCCAGUAUUGGAGGCCGGCUUGCAUUCGGUGGAGGGGGCUACACUCCAUCCAAAUAUGCAGUGGAAGGUUUCAACGACAGCUUAAGGCGGGACAUGAAAGCUUUCGGUGUGCAUGUCUCAUGCAUUGAACCAGGACUGUUCAAAACGGAACUGGCAGACCCAAUAAAGACAACUGAAAAAAAGCUGGCCAUCUGGAAACAUCUGUCUCCAGAUGUCAAACAACAAUAUGGAGAAGGCUACAUAGAAAAAAGUCUACACAAACUGAAAAGAAACACGUCCUCUGUGAACUUGGACCUCUCUCUAGUGGUAGAGUGCAUGGACCACGCUCUAACGAGCGUCUUCCCCAAGACUCGUUAUACCGCUGGAAAAGAUGCCAAGACCUUUUGGAUACCUCUGUCUCACAUGCCAGCCAUUUUACAAGACUUCUUAUUGCUGAAACAGAAAGUGGAGCUGGCAAAUCCCAAAGCAGUGUGACUCAAUGGACGACAAACACCCACUCCAGGCUCUGAGGUUGACUGAUUUCAAAGACUUAUCUCAAUCUCAGUCUUCACCAGACCUAACAUGGACUCAUUUAGACCAUGUUUCUGUUUAUAAAAGAAGGAGUUCCAGGGUCCCUUGAGUCUUCUUUGAAAAUAAGGACAGAGAAGACCUACCACACAAGCCAGUCUUGCCUGAUACUGAAGCCUUGCCUGAACGGUAGGAUGAAAGGGUAACAGAAAGACUUCUCCCUCCAAACGGUGUGUGCUGCUGCCUGCCCCUUGCCGGUUCACUAAUCCAGAGUGCUAAGCACUGUGUUUUAUCAAAAUGUUAAGCAAUAAGAAGUCUUUCAUAAGUGUGCCCGGUGGCUCUGGUAUCUCACUGAGAAGAAGACUCCGGCUGGAACUCACUAGGUUCUUUUAAGCUUUGAAAGGAACAAGAAAGUGAUAAAGCACGCUGUCACACAGAGCACUGGGAUGAACAAGAGGCCAUGAGAAACAGAGGGAAGAAAUAGGACAGAAAAAGACAGGGAAGGAAAUGCAAGGCAGGGAGACUCCAACAUGAGCUACACACUCCAGAGGGACAGACACAGAGGAUGCACCACCGCCACUGUGAAGUCAUCCCAUCUGAUCUGUUGCAGUCAGCCACAUCAUGGCAGAAGUCCACCAGCUCUGUUGGCCGGGGUCUUGGCUCCAUUUCACAGCUUCAGACUCUAUGGCUUGCCGCCCUUUGACCUUUCAGAUGUCCCAAGGCUGCCAAGAUUUGCCAUACUGGUCCAAUUGUUCAACCUUCUAAUUCUGUCUUUGUUUUGCCUUCUCCUGAGACAAUUUUUAUUUUUCUUAUUCCUUUAAGUAGCUACAAUUGGCUGUUUGUUCUGACCAUAAACUAAGUGACAUGCAGUCUACCAUUAAGAUCAAGCUUGCCAACUUGCAUUUCCUGUGUUAGCAAUGUGCCAGCUGGACUUCUGUUCAGCUUUUGAGUCCAUCCUUCUUAGCUGUAGGUCUGCCAUCAGCUUCCCCUGAGAGAAGACUCAGUGGACCACAAUGGUUACCUGUUGGUUCAGAGAUGCUGUGAAGGGAACCUGCUGCCAUAAUAAGCCAUUCUGAGCCCAGGGGUACCAAACAAGCCGAGUCAUGAACAAAUGACUCUUUUCUGUGGCUGAAAGCGGAGUGUAGCUAAAUCUUCCAGACUAAAGAGAAUCUCUUCUAUUUAAAAUAUCUUCAAAACCCCUAAAACAUCUGUGGGAAGCUCAGCCCAGUAUAUAAUGAGAAGAAUCCCCAGCAAGCUUCUGAGAAAAAUGCUCAAAUUUUACCCUUCUCCACAGUAUUAGCCCUAAUAGUUCUUGGUGGCAUAAUACAUCACAGACUCAUUUACUGAUGUAGAGGAAAUAGCCCAACAUUCUCAAAAUGAAAAAACUCUGGUAGCUACAAGUUUUGUAUCAAUUUUGAUCUAAGUGACUGCAUCCUGAAUUCUUGCAUGCCAAACAAGACAAUUCUGCUUUGUUUUUUA